AUGGACGACGCCCGGUCACUACGGUCCCGAGCGUCCCAGGCCACGCUCAUAUCGCUGGUCGAGCUCGACCCGGCGCCGAUGGAGCCCCCCAACGUCGACAAAGACCUCCCACCGCUGCCCGAGCAACAGGCCGACGGCGCCCUCUCGGACUCGACACCAUCCCUCCAAGCCUCCUCGACCUCGACCUCCCUCGGACUCGGGCUCAGCGGCAGCGGCCAUAGUCCGAUCUACUACCUAACCCGCAUCCAGCGCUACAGCUCCUACGCCUUCACCCUCUUCGGCACGCUACACCUAGCCACAACCUCCCUCAUCCCGCUCGCCGCCCGCUCCGUGGCCGCCUCCGAGUCCUACCUCCUCCUCGCGCGCGAGAUCUACCAGACCCCACUCUCCGAACCUCUGCUCGUCGCCCUGCCGAUCCUCGCCCACGUCGGAUCCGGGCUAGCCCUCCGCCUCCUGCGCCGCAACCAGAACCUGCGCCGGUAUUACGGCGAUCAUUAUCACGAUCACGACCACCACCACCCCGCCUCUUCCUCCUCGCUCGACAACUUAAAGAUCGAUAACGACGGGGCAGAGAACCCCGUAGUAGUAUUCCCUUCUAGACGGGCGGCAGCCGGGGGAUAUCACGGCUGGCCGCCUCUAAGCGGAAUCUCGGUAUCGGGGUAUAUCUUCACGGGAAUACUAGGCGCACACGUGGCCGUCAACCGGCUGCUGCCCCUCUUCUCCGAGGGGGAUAGCGCCAACAUCGGGCUGGCGUAUGUCGCGCACGGGUUUGUGCGGCACCGUGUCGCAAGCUGGGUUGCGUACGGGGUGCUGUUGGGCGCCGGGUGCGGGCAUAUGGUCUGGGGCUGGGCCAAGUGGCUCGGCUUUGCGCAGGCCGCGGGUUGGUCGUGGAGUAGCCUCGAGCGGCACACGGGGAAUGUGAAGGUGGAUAGGGCGGUGAGGCGGAUGCGGAGGAGGAGGUUGCUGCUUAUCAACGGGGUUGCCGUCGCCGUGAUGGGCGUGUGGGCAGUCGGGGGGUUGGGGGUUGUGGCCAGGGGAGGGGAGACGUUGGGCUGGGUGGGCAGGUUGUAUGACGGCUUGUUGGAGAAGGUGCCGGGUUUCUAG
Messenger RNA from Chaetomium strumarium, 1104 nucleotides. RefSeq lists its product as uncharacterized. NCBI's taxonomy places the organism in Eukaryota, Fungi, Ascomycota, Sordariomycetes, Sordariales, Chaetomiaceae. The coding region runs from base 1 to 1104 and encodes 367 amino acids. Gene Ontology annotation, biological process: mitochondrion organization; lipid homeostasis. Gene Ontology annotation, cellular component: mitochondrial outer membrane. The record is from RefSeq and is a predicted model, not a curated record. The transcript has 2 exons.